This is a messenger RNA of Sclerotinia trifoliorum, 1103 nucleotides long. NCBI's taxonomy places the organism in Eukaryota, Fungi, Ascomycota, Leotiomycetes, Helotiales, Sclerotiniaceae. The record is from the annotation of a GenBank genome assembly.
CCCUCCUAAUCAUAAUUAUUAAGAUCAUCUUCAUUGAUACCUUGAUUUCUUGUCUUUCCUUUUGAUUUCUACAAGAUCAUAAGUUUCUUGGCUUCCAUUCAUUUGAUACCCUAAUGAUCUUUUUCUGAGUCUACCAGAUCAAUAUAAUUCCUGGUUUUAUUUCCAAUUGAUAUAAUGUUCCUCCGUUUGAUUUCCACAACUUUAUGAUUUCUGGCUUUUUCUACUUUGAUAAGCUGCCGCCUCUUAUUCAUUUCUACCAAAAGAGCCGUCGUGUUGUAUUGCAAACAAGAUGUCGACACCGGAAGAGGACCAGAAGAGGGAGAAAUGUGAGAAUCGAUAGGGAAGGUAAGGCAGAGGAGGACAGAUUACGGGUCGAGAAAGCUUCCUGUAUCUUUAAUUGGUCAGAUCAACGAUUGCAUAAUGAUUAUUGCUUGGCUCAAAAAGCUCUUCAGUUUGGGAAAUCAGACAAGUUGGCCGAAGAACAAUUGGCUCUGACGAAGAAGUCGAGGAGGAAGCAGUUGGCUCCAGAAAUUGAAAGGUCUUUAAUGCGGCAUUAACCAGCAAAGCGGAAGGAAAAAUCAACUAAUGAUCAGUUCACUGAUCAGACAGAAGACUCAAUGUAUUGGUAGCCUGCGCCGCAAACUGGGAGAUCAACAAGGGGCGCAUCUGGUUACCAGGCAGAGGAUUCGAUGCAUUUCCAGCCUGUAGCGCAAAUUUGGAAGUCAACAAGAGAACAGUCUGAUCAACGGUCAGAGAAUCUGAUGCAUCUACAGCCCGCACAACCUGCUGAAAGACUAACAAGACGCAGGUCUAAUUAAUAGUCAGAGAACUCAAAGCAGCCGCAAAUUAGAGGAUCAGCAAAAGAUCAAUCUAGUCAAAAGACAGAAAACUCUUCGCACAGAGCAGAGUCCCAGUCAAGAAGGAGAAGGCUAAAGUUUUGUAAUAUGACGAUGAGGAUGUCGUGCGUGGGUGCUUCUAAAGAGGCUAGCACCCGACCAAGUAGGGCUAGAUCAUCGGCAAAGAAUCUUAUUGUUAUAGACAGUGAUUAUCAGGAUUGACAAUACAGGCCGGAAGCGGAAAUUGUCAAAAAGUCAGUCACCGCC